Molecule: messenger RNA, 1862 nt
Organism: Cloeon dipterum
Lineage: Eukaryota; Metazoa; Arthropoda; Insecta; Ephemeroptera; Baetidae
Exons: 10
Coding region: 220-1347 (375 amino acids)
Molecular function (GO): oxidoreductase activity
Source: RefSeq, a predicted model, not a curated record
AAUUUAAUUUAAUUCGAUUCAUGUGUUGAUCACUACUAUUUAGCAACAUUCGGCCAAUUUACAGGUUAAAUUUAGAAUUCAUCGAUUAAAUCACAAGCUCGGCUAAAGAGAGCUAAAGACUGCAUCGAACAAUCCAAACGACUGAAAAAUUUUCAUGAUCGAAAACAGAAGAGAAGAGGAGAGCAAUUAAAAGAGGACAUUUUUUCAUAAGAAAUAAAGAUGUUGAGGCUGCUUUCGAAACCGGUCUUCCGCCACGGCGCUCGAUUCAUGUCCACCAGCGGCAGCAACAUUAUCCCUGUCGCAGAAGUGACCAGAUUUACGGUGGACUGCCUGAGGGCGGCCAAAGUCUCUCCCAGCCACGCACAAAUGUUGGCCGACGUCCUCGUUGCUGCUGACUACCGAGGACACUACAGCCACGGAAUGAACAGACUUGAAAUGUACGUGAAUGACGUGAAAACAGGCAUCUGUGAUGGCAGUGCGGUGCCAAUUAUUGUGAAAAGCACUUCAGCAACAGCGCUAGUCGACGGCAAGAACGCCAUCGGGCCCGUCGUCGGCAACUUCUGCAUGCAGCUGGCGAUUAAGAAGGCCAAAGAGACCGGAGUCGGCUGGGUGGCCUCCAAAGGGUCCAACCAUUACGGCAUCGCUUCUUGGUACAGUUUGCAGGCUGUGGAACAAGGAAUGAUUGGUCUGUCCUUCACAAACACUUCCCCGCUGAUGAGUCCAACCAGAGCGAAAGUGCCGGCGUUGGGUACAAACCCUCUGACCCUGGCCGCACCUGGCAAAGACGGCGACUCUUUUGUGCUGGACAUGGCCACUACAGCCGUCGCCCUGGGAAAACUUGAGGUACAGAGGCGCAAGAACGAGCCUUUGCCGAGUGGCUGGGCGCAGGACGAGACGGGCGCAGAAACGACCAAUGCGGCCAGGGCAGUCACCAGGGGCACCCUGCUGCCCCUUGGUGGCACUGAGAUUUCUUCAGGGUACAAGGGCUUUGGCCUCUCCUUCCUUGUUGAGCUGCUCUGCGGUGUCCUAUCUGGUGCCACUUACGGUCCUCACAUCAGGCGUUGGAUGACAACUGACAGGUCCGCUGACCUCGGCCAGUGCUACAUCGCUGUCAACCCUGAAGCGUUCGGGCCAGGCUUCCCUGACAGAUUGCAAGACUUGAUGGAUUGCAUCAGGAACUUGGAGCCGAGUGACCCGAGCCUGCCGGUGCUGGUGGCCGGAGAUCCGGAGAGGAUGUGCAUGGCACUGAAUGACAAGCAGGGCGGCAUCAAAUACCACGACAGCCAACUCAUCGCCUGCAAGGCGUUGGCCAACACGUUGAACGUCAUUCCACUUCGACCCCUGUGAUUGAGACUGACUUUGCUUCCGCUCAAAUAUUUCAUAGAGUGAGACACAAUCAAGUCGAGUUUCCACGUAUUUAUUAAGCUUUACAAAUCUUUUUACUCUUAUUUACUUUGACACAUGUUGAAUUUGUGUGUAAGUCGCUCGAUAUCACAAUUAUUAUCAUAUAUAUCGUAUAAAUUUAUAUACCAACUUAAGUUAAGGUUCGUGGUUAUGGCAAUAACUUUCAACAUAAAUAAUUCCUUAAAUGUACAAUUCCGAAGGUUUGUUUUUGAGACGUUUAUAUUUUGCUGGCGGCGCGCUCGACGGGUCCUCUUUUAUAUCACGAUAUUUUUUUAAUUUUUAGAAUUGUGGAAAAUAGUCACAUUAAUCGAACAAUUUUUCACAUUCCUUUCAGGACUGUUUGAAGCAAUAUAAUAUAUUUAGGACUUUUUGAGGCGAGAAACCCCGAGUCGCCGAUCCGCCCAGAUCAUUGUUACAGUUGAAAUCGCGGGUACAUUAAAAUUAGAUUGACUACCUCA